Molecule: messenger RNA, 936 nt
Organism: Hyaloscypha bicolor E
Lineage: Eukaryota; Fungi; Ascomycota; Leotiomycetes; Helotiales; Hyaloscyphaceae
Product: cytidine deaminase-like protein
Exons: 2
Coding region: 164-721 (185 amino acids)
Biological process (GO): purine nucleoside catabolic process
Molecular function (GO): guanosine deaminase activity
Source: RefSeq, a predicted model, not a curated record
CAAAGCCCGACCGUACCUGCAACGUUCUCUUCAUCCAGAUCUAAAACACGAUCUCAAGAGUCUGUUGCAGGUACACUCCCAAUUGCUACCCUCUCUUCCUCAACUAACCCCACCCACUCUGCAGCCCCGCCUCGACAUAACUCACCUCCUCAUCUCAAUCAACAUGGCCUCCGAAGCAGCUCUCACCCCCGAAGCAGCACGCUCCAUCGCACCACACCUCUUCCCUGCUCGAACCCCAAUUACAAAAGCGCAGAUAGAAGCCGGAAUCAACGUGUGCCUUGACAUCCAGCGACGCGCCGUGACGUUCGGGAAGCGGCCUUUUGCGGCCUGUUUGCUAGGGUCAGAUAACGAGACCGUACUGCUGAUGCAUCAAAGUAUUGAUCAAGUGAACCAUGCCGAAAGCUCCUUAGCCAGAUUAGCAUACUCCCACUAUUCCAAAGCCUACCUCUGGCAAUGCACCCUCGUGUCGACCUGGGAGCCAUGCGCCAUGUGCUCCUCCACUAUCUAUUGGGCACAUAUUGGAAGAGUGGUGUAUGCAGCGAGCAAUGAGCAAUUGGCGCAGUUGACGGGCCCCGGGAAUAAGGAGAAUUUCACGAUGAACUGGCAUACGAGGGAUAUUUUGCUGGGACAGCAAAAGGAUGUUGAGAUUAUUGGGCCCGUGGAGGGAAUGGAUAAAACGGUUGUGGAGGAGAGUGAUGUUUAUUGGAAGACGACGAGGUAGUAGGAGGUGAGGGAGACUGAAUUGUGACGGAGUCAGUUCUGCUUUGCUGUAUUUCGUGUUAUUUUGAUGUUGAAUGGUUUAUUGUUUUCUAUAACUGCUGGCUGGGAAGUCCCUGGAAUUUCAAAUUUUCAAGAAUUUGUUUUCACUGGCUGGUGUUGGUUGGGAAGUCCCUCGAACAGCAGCUUUGAAUGAGAACGUUCUAAGAGACAAGUCGC